This is a messenger RNA of Acipenser ruthenus (sterlet), 3484 nucleotides long. Its product is annotated as adhesion G protein-coupled receptor E1-like. NCBI's taxonomy places the organism in Eukaryota, Metazoa, Chordata, Actinopteri, Acipenseriformes, Acipenseridae. The coding region runs from base 95 to 2161 and encodes 688 amino acids. Gene Ontology annotation, biological process: cell surface receptor signaling pathway; adenylate cyclase-activating G protein-coupled receptor signaling pathway. The record is from RefSeq and is a predicted model, not a curated record. The transcript is spliced from 17 exons. Gene Ontology annotation, molecular function: calcium ion binding; G protein-coupled receptor activity. Gene Ontology annotation, cellular component: membrane.
UCCCCCUGUUUGUGGCUAUAAUGGAACCUGUGUCUACAUAAGUGGCGGCUUCCGGUGUGAUUGUCACCCAGGAUACAGUAAUUCAGGGAAUUCAAUGGGACAGUGUGCAGAUAUUGAUGAGUGCAAUCAAGACCCCCUGAUCUGUGGGUCCAAUGCACAAUGCACCAACACUGCUGGGAAUUACAGCUGCUCCUGUGUGACUGGAUUCACUCCCAAUACUGGAGCCACAUGGAUUUACAAUCAAACACUGUGCAACGAUAUUGAUGAGUGCAACCAAGACCCUACAAUCUGUGGUUCCAAUGCACAAUGCACCAACACUAUUGGGAAUUACAGCUGCUCCUGUGAUACUGGAUUCACUCCCAAUACUGGAGCCACAUGGAUUCACCAUCAAACACUGUGCCAAGAUAUUGAUGAGUGCGCACCAAACCCAAUGAUCUGUGGCCCAAAUACAAUAUGCAGCAACACUGUUGGGCAUUAUAUCUGCACCUGUAAAACUGGAUUCAUCCCUUCUCCUGGAGCCACGUGGAUUCCCAAUAAAACACAGUGUGAAGACCUGAUGAAACAGAUGGCUACCGCAAGUUGCCCACAAGCAUCAAGCCAGCUUUGCUUCCUUUCUUCAUUUACAGACCAAUUAAAAAAUGGCUCAGAGAUUCCAGUUGAGAUGGUGGCUAGUGUCUUGGGUACAAUUGUCAGCAGUGACUCCGCUUGGACAAACCAAAAUGAUGAGCAGAAGUCUGAAGCAGCUCAGAUGAUUCUGACCUCUGCAGUGAGUCUGGUAUCCGCCUUGAUUAAGCCCACUGCUAAUGUCACAAGCAAGAAAGUGAAAUCAGAAAAACUGGAAAUCGACUUGAUGGUGGUUGGAUCAAACACAAGCCUGAAUGCAAUCCCGAAAUUGGAAGCUCAAGGAAACUCAAUGGAAGUUGACCUGCAGGGUGUCGCGAAGGAGAACAAUAAAAGUUAUGCUGCAGCAGUUUUCAUAUCAUACAAUGGAAUGAGUUCACUUCUAAGUGCCAGUUUUUUUGUGAGUGAACACAUUCCUGAAAUUAAUUCUGAAGUGAUAUCGGCCACAUUACCUGAAAUGCAACUCUCCAACCUCUCUGAGCCUGUUAACUUCACAUUAAAGCACUCCAAGCCUGGAUCAGAAGGGAACAUGACCUGUGUCUACUGGAAACCUAUAAAAACCUGGUCUCCAGAAGGCUGUAAACAAAUACAGACCAACGAAACACACACAGUCUGCAGCUGCACCCACCUCUCCACCUUUGCAUUGAUAAUGGAGAUUGAGAAACCGCAACACCAUGAAGAUGACGGCGACAUGUUAGAAUUGAUUAAUUUAAUUGCAGUGCCGAUCAACCUGUUUUUUCUAAGUUGUGCAAUUACAACCUUCAUAUGUUGCCAGUCUAUUCAGAAUGCCAACAACACCAUUCACCUGCACUUGAGCAUCUGUCUCUUCCUGGCUCACCUUCUCUUCCUAACUGGGACAAGCCAAACAAAGGUCCCGGUGUUGUGUGCAGUCAUAGCUGGGCUCCUACACUACCUCUUCUUGGCCAGUUUUGCCUGGAUGUGCCUGGAGGGAGUACAGCUCUACCUGCAGGUGAGAAACCUGAGGCAGGUGAGGCGGAGUAGCAGGCAGACCCUGCGUACAGGAUACCUGCUGCUGGCUGGCUACGGCACUCCCCUUCUCAUCGUGGCUGUGUCUGCAGCGCUGUUUUCAGAUGGAUAUAUGAAUAAUGAAAUAUGCUGGCUGAGUUAUGAGAAGGAAUUCCGCUGGAGUUUUCUUGGCCCUGUUGCUCUCAUAUUGGCAGUUAACAUGAUUCUCUUCGGUGCAAUUAUCUGGACUCUGCAAGCGACUCUGUCUCAGCUCAAUGCCGAAGUGUCCUCGCUUAAGGACAGCAGCUUGCUGACUUUCAAAGCCCUCGUCCAGUUUGUGAUCUUGGGCUGUAGCUGGUUCCUUGGCUUUUUCCCACAAGUUGAAAUAUGCAGAGUGUUGUUCAUCGUCCUCAACUCUCAGCAGGGGACCAUGAUAUUCAUUGUGUACUGCUUGCUGAACAGAGAGGUGAGGAAGGAGUACAAGAAAUGGUUUUGUUGCCAACGGAAGUCUUCAACAACUUAUGCAAUUAGCUCAAGGGGCAGAGAAACAUCUGUGACGACACUAUCCAGAUAAAGAUGCAAACAGCACAAUGAGGACUGGAUCACCCAGAAACAACUGCAUGUUCCACUAUGAACAACAGUGGCAGUGCUGGAGAUCCUUUGGUUAUUCACUUUUUUUUUUAGGAUGUUGUUUGCCAUUUUUUACACUAUAUUUUCCUAGUAUCAAAUCACUGUAGGUCACUGCUCACUUUUUAAGUUAAUUGGCUGUUAAUGGUUAGUAUAUAAUGACCACUUCGAGUAAUUUGCUUCAGCUUACAUUGUCUAGGGUUUCAUUUCCCCUGUAGGUUUUUAUGAUGUUUGUAAUUAUUCUUUUAUUUUCUGGUAAAAUGUGUUCACGUGUUUUGACUACUAGUUCAGGAGCUGUUCUUCACUUGCUUACCAGCACCAUUUAUAGCACUGCUCUGUAUUAACAGCAAAAUCCAAAGAGGCAACUUCAUGAUUUCCAAGUUCUUUCAAACAAUAUGAAAAGAGUAAGGAGGUUCAGAAAAUAUUUCCAUCUGCUGUUCAUCUUGUUAGGCGGUUUGCAAUCAUUCUAUGUGGUUCUUAUUGUAAUUCUACUGUAUUAUAUAUACUGUGUGAAUUUUUUUGUGUGUGAUUUUUUUAAAUGCUAUUUUACUUUUUGAUAGUGAUGUGUAAUAAAGCUGAUCUUUAGUUCUUGUUGCUUGUGAAAUAUGCAACACAGUCUGGAUCUACCAAAGUGUGUCUACAGAAGUAAGAGCCAGUGCUGCCUUGUGAACAGCCAUGGUUUCCUUUUGUAAUGCUUGCAAUACGCAACUGUGCACUAGAUGGCACCGAGACAUGAACCUGCUCUUCCCUGAUUGUAUGACUCCCUCUCUGCUAUGUGCCAAGUUAUACAACACCUCUCCAAGCUCCUCUGUAUUCUGUUCUUGAUAAAUGAUUAGUAUAUGUGAUUGAUAUAUAUAUAUAUAUAUAUAUAUAGCUUGGGCAGCAUUGGGGUAAUGCAUAUAAAAAAUACUGCAAUCUAUUAAAACAACAAUUGUUUGUUUUAGUGUUUAAAUUUUAUUAUUAAACAAAUAAGGUUGUGUGUUUAUUUGAUUUGUAAUAGUGCUAACACAACCUAAUACAUUUGCUGUUGAAUUGCUAAGCAAACUGGCACAGUUUUGCACUUAAAGAAAAAUAUGAAUAUGCCAACAAUAGCAAAACCUAGACGAUUUAACAAAUUUACUCUUUACGACUGGGACAAAAUAAAAUUAAGCUGAAAGCUGGGACAAUGUUGACUAUAUAAUUUUUACAAAUAUUUGAAUAUUAAAACAAAAAACUGCUUGAAAUGGAUUUGGUGGCAAUAAUAAAUAUGUUUGUGUUCAUAUAACGAAAA